AACCCUUUCAUUUCAGCCAGUUUUCUAAUAAUUCUUCACUUACUCUCCCUUCAAGGAAUUCCACAAGUACUCUAAAAACUCCUUGUUUUUACAUUCCAAAGCUCUUCGAUUUUUUUUUUUCUCUCUCUACAUUCGAGAAAGUUCUAGGGUUUCUUCUUCAAAAAAUGAAUUAUCUUAUAUUAAGGCGGUGAUCGCCGCUAAUUAUUAAUUAUCUCAAAGAUCGCACAUUGAUUCAUCAUCAUCAUGUUCGAAGCACAUGUUCUGCAUUUGCUUCGAAGAUAUCUUGGUGAAUAUGUCCAUGGAUUGUCGGCAGAGGCAUUGAGAAUCAGCGUAUGGAAAGGUGAUGUGGUUCUCAAGGACUUGAAAUUGAAGGCAGAGGCUUUGAAUUCGCUGAAACUACCAGUUACUGUCAAAGCUGGUUUUGUUGGAACCAUAACUCUGAAGGUUCCUUGGAAAAGUCUUGGCAAGGAGCCCGUCAUUGUUCUUAUUGAUAGAGUCUUCAUUUUAGCUCAUCCUGUUGAUGAUGGAAGGUCUCUUAAGGAAGAAGACCGGAAGAAACUUUUCGAGGCAAAACUUCAACAAAUAGAGGAAGCAGAAUCAGCCACCCUCGAGGCAUUAUCAAGAUCAAAGUUGGGAAGUUCCCCUGCUGGAAAUUCUUGGCUUGGGUCAUUAAUUGGUACUAUAAUUGGAAAUCUCAAGAUUUCAAUUAGCAAUGUCCAUGUCAGAUAUGAGGAUUCUGUCAGCAAUCCUGGACAUCCAUUUUCUUGCGGUGUUACUCUUGCAAAGCUUGCAGCAGUUACGAUGGAUGAACAAGGGAAUGAAACCUUUGAUACAAGUGGUGCUUUGGAUAAAUUGCGUAAGUUGGUGCAACUUGAAAGGCUUGCCAUGUACCAUGAUUCAAACAGCAAGCAAUGGAAGUUGGACAAUAAAUGGGAGGAUCUUACUCCAAAAGAAUGGAUUGAGAUAUUUGAAGAUGGUAUUAAUGAACCUUCAAAUAAGAGUAGAAAUUUAUCUGGAUGGGCUGAAGAUCGCAACUACUUGGUGUCACCAAUUAAUGGAGUCCUCAAGUACCAUCGACUGGGAAAUCAAGAAAGAAAUGAUCCUAAUGUUCCCUUUGAGAUGGCUUCUCUGAUCGUCAGUGAUGUAUCUUUGACAGUUAAUGAGGUUCAAUAUCAUGAUUGGAUAAGACUUAUGGAGGUCAUUACAAGAUAUAAGACAUACAUUGAAGUUUCUCAUUUGAGACCAAUGGUGCCUGUUUCAGAGGAUGUCAGUACUUGGUGGCGUUAUGCUGCUCGUGCAGGAUUGCAGCAGAGGAAAAUGUGCUAUAGAUUCUCAUGGGACCAAAUUCAGGCCCUAUGUCAUCUUCGUCGGCGUUAUGUACAAUUAUAUUCUGAUUCAUUGCAACAGCUGCCGAAUGUUGAUACCUCAGAGAUCAGAAACAUUGAGAAAGAUCUUGAUCCUAAGGUUAUUUUAUUAUGGAGGUUUCUUGCUCAUGCAAAGGUUGAAUCUUUGAAAUCAAAGGAGGCAGCUGACCAAAGAAUGCUUAGAAAGAGAAGCUGGUUUUCUUUUGGAUGGAAUACAGCUACUGCAGAUGUGUCUGCAGGGGACACUUCUGAAGAAGCAGAGGACCAAUUGACUCGGGAGGAAUGGCAGGCAAUCAAUAAAUUACUUAGUUACCAACCAGAGGAGGAAUCGGUGCUGCAGCAUGGAAAGGAAAAUAUGAUCCAGUAUUUGUUAAAUGUUUCUAUCAGUAGGGCAGCCGCAAGGAUAAUUGAUAUAGAUCAUACAGAGAUUGUUGGCGGUAGAUUUGAAAAUCUGUGUGUGUCUACAAAGAUAAAGCAUCGAAACUCCCACUGCGAUCUGACACUGAAAUUUUAUGGAUUGUCCGCUCCUGAGGGUUCCCUUGCCCAGAGUGUUGUUAGCGAGCAGAAAGUGAAUGCUCUAGAAGCUAGUUUCAUACAAGCACCUUCUGGGGAAAAUGUUGACUGGCGUCUAUCUGCAAGAAUCUCUUCUUGCGAUGUCACGGUUUUCAGGGAAACCUAUGACCGGUUUUUAGAAUUUAUGAAAAGGAGCAGUGCUGUUAGCCCUGCUGUAGCAUUAGAAACUGCAACUGUGUUACAGAAAAAUAUUGAAAAGAUGACUCGCAGAGCUCAGGAGCAAUUUCAGAUGGUACUCAAGAAGCAAAGCAGAUUUUCCCUUGAUAUUGAUCUCGAUGCUCCAAAAGUCAGAGUUCCUAUUAGACCACAUGGCUCCUUGCAAUGUGAUAGCCAUCUUCUGUUGGAUUUGGGUCAUUUUACUUUAAAUACCAAGGGUGAUGGCCUGCUGGGUGAUCAGAACCAAAGUUUGUAUUCUCGUUUCUAUAUCUCUGGAAGGGACAUAGCAGCUUCUUUCACAGACUGUGGUUCUGAUAGUCAGGAGUGCAGUUUGUCAUGUCAGCCUUCGGCAUGUCAUAACCUGGAAGAUUCCAAGAACUUAUGCUCUCUUGUUGAUAGGUGUGGAAUGGCUGUUAUUGUGGAUCAGAUUAAGGUGCCUCAUCCCGGCCAUCCAUCAAUGCGUGUUUCUGUUCAAGUUCCUAAAUUUGGCCUUCACUUUUCACCGGCAAGAUAUCGCAGACUGAUGGAGUUGUUAGACUUACUCUACCGAACAAUGCCAGAUACCGAGCAGCCUGCUAUUGAAACUCUCCCACCAGAAUAUGCCCCAUGGUAUCCCCCUGAUCUUGCAACUGAGGCUCGGAUCCUUGUUUGGAAGGGGAUUGGCUACUCAGUUGCUUCAUGGCAACCAUGUUAUCUUGUGUUAUCUGGUUUAUAUCUUUAUGCCUUGGACUCUGAGGUCUCCCACAGUUAUCUUAGAUGCUCCAGUAUGGCCGGUAAGCAAGUACAUGAAAUUCCGCCUGCAAACAUCGGAGGUUCCUUUUCCUGUAUCAGCAUCAGUGCCAGAGGCAUGGAUCUGCAGAAGGUUCUGGAGUGCUCUAACACCAUGAUAAUUGAGUUCCGUGAUGAGGAGAUGAAAGCUACUUGGCUGAGAGAACUUACAAAAGCCACUUAUCGAGCUUCUGCUCCUCCUCCUAUCGACAUACUUGGAGAACUAGGUGAUGGUGUAAUGGAAAUUGCCGAAUCUCAAGCUGUCAAUGCUAGGACAGCAGAGCUUGUUGUUAAUGGAACGCUGAUUGAAAUGAAGUUAUCAAUAUAUGUAAAGGCUGUUGAUGAUCUGGCAGAGAGACUUGAUGAGACACUACUUCUUGACGUUCUUGCUGCUGGUGGAAAGGUGCGUGUACUGCAUUCAGAAGGUGACUUGGCAGUAAAGAUGAAGCUGCACUCUUUGAAAAUUAAGGAUGAACUUCAAGGUUCUUUAUGUUCGGCUCCCCAAUAUCUGGCUUGCUCUGUUUUAAUGGAUCAUGGUGCUGCCAGCUGCCCUGACCCCUUAGAACCUCAUGGGAAAGAGCAACCUUUGGCGGUAAUUGAAGAGGAUGAUAUUUUCAAAGAUGCCUUGCCAGAUUUCUUGUCCUUUACCGAUCCUAUUGAAGCUACGACCCCUGAGAAGGAGCUAUCAAGGGGAAGAAGUCUUGCUAGUGAUAUUUUCUAUGAGGCACGGGGGUCUGAUGACUCUGAUUUUGUCUCUCUAACAUUUACAACGCGGCAUCCUGAUACUCCUGACUAUGAUGGCAUAGAUACGCAGAUGAGUAUUAGUAUGUCGAAGCUGGAAUUCUUUUGCAACAGACCUACUCUUGUUGCUUUGAUCGAUUUUGGCUUUGAUCUGAGUUCAGGAAAUAACAUGGUAACUAGUAAAGAUCUCCCGAAAGAUCCCGAUGAAUCUUCAGUGAUCAAAGAGAAAACAGAAGAACUGGGCCAUACUCAUGUCAAAGGGUUGCUUGGUCGCGGAAAAGAACGUGUUGUGUUUUUCCUAAACAUGAAUGUUGACAGUGUUACAGUGUUCCUCAAUAAGGAGGACGGUUCUCAGCUUGCUAUGUUUGUGCAAGAAAGUUUUCUGCUGGAUAUUAAGGUUCAUCCAAGUUCUACUUCCAUAGAAGGAACCCUUGGGAACUUCAGGCUAUGUGAUCUAACACUUGGCUCAGACCAGCGAUGGGGUUGGCUAUGCGAUAUUCGCAAUCAAGGCGCUGAAUCACUCAUUCAGUUUGUAUUUAAGUCUCAUAGUACAGGAGAUGACGAUUAUGAAGGAUAUGACUACAGCUUGCGUGGUCGGCUUUCAGCAGUUCGUAUAGUUUUCCUUUAUAGGUUUGUUCAAGAGAUUACUGCGUACUUCAUGGAGCUUGCAACUCCCCAUACUGAGGAAGCUAUUAAACUCGUUGAUAAGGUUGGGGGGAUUGAAUGGUUGAUUCAGAAAUAUGAGGUUGAUGGCGCCUCUGCAAUAAAGCUGGACCUUUCACUCGACACCCCACUUAUAAUUGUCCCAAAGAAUUCCAGAAGUGAAGAUUUCAUGCAACUUGAUCUUGGCCAUCUGCGUGUCCAAAAUGAAUUUUGUUGGUUUGGCUUUCCUGAAAAAGAUCCUUCAGCUGUCCAUCUCGAUAUUCUUGAUGCAGAGAUUCUGGGGAUUAACAUGGCUGUGGGAAUUAAUGGAUGUAUAGGCAAACCAAUGAUACGUGAAGGCAGAGAUAUACAUGUUUAUGUUCGGCGCAGUUUGCGAGAUGUUUUCAGGAAGGUCCCAACAUUUGUUCUGGAAGUAAAGGUUGGAUUGUUGCACGGCAUGAUGUCAGAUAAAGAAUAUAAUGUCAUUCUUGAUUGUUUCUACAUGAAUUUCUCAGAGAAUCCGACACUUCCACCUAGUUUCCGCAGCAGCACAUCUGCUUCAAAAGAUACAAUAAAAAUGCUAGCUGAUAAAGUGAACGUAAACAGUCAAAUACUCCUAUCACGAACGGUUACCAUAAUGGCUGUGGAAGUGGGCUAUGCCUUGUUGGAGUUGUGGAAUGACGCUCAUGAGGGGUCAUGCUUGGCUCAUGUUGCGCUUGAAGAUCUUUGGGUGUCAUACCGAAUGACAUCAUUAUCUGAGGCUGACCUUUACAUUACUAUCCCAAAGUUCUCUGUUUUAGAUAUUCGCCCAGAUACAAAGCCUGAAAUGAGGCUGAUGCUUGGGUCAUGCAUUGAUGCUCAUCGACAGAACUCUCCUGAAACCGAUGUUGACUUUCCAACUUCAACAAUGGUUGUGAUGGACUGCAGAUGGAGAUCAGCUUCCCAAUCAUUUGUUCUUCGGAUACAGCAGCCUCGUAUUCUUGUUGUACCAGACUUCUUACUAUCUGUUUGUGAGUUUUUCGUGCCAUCUUUGGGAGCACUGACUGGUAGAGAGGAGAUCAUGGAUCCCAAGAAUGAUCCAAUUAGUAAAAACAACAGCAUAAUCCUGUCCGCUCCUCUUUAUGAGCAGAAAGAGGAUUUAGUAUUAUUAUCUCCCAAUAGACAGCUAGUUGCGGAUGCUAUAGGGAUUGAUGAAUACACCUAUGAUGGUUGUGGAAAAACAAUACGCCUGACUGAUAAGGUGGAAGAGAAGGGGCUUCAUUCAUCAGGAAUACAACAUAUUAUCAUUAUUGGUCGUGGCAAGAGGCUGAGAUUUGUGAAUGUGAAAAUUGAGAAUGGGUUGCUUUUAAGGAGAUAUACUUACCUAAGCAACGAAAGCAGCUACUCGGUCUGCCAAGAAGAUGGUGUUGAUGUAACCAUAUCUGACAGUAAUUCUGACAAUGAUGAAAGUAUGAAGUCCAUGGAUGAAUUGUUGUAUAAUUCAGAUGCUUCUGACUUUGACCCGAAUGGAUCAAGUAAAAUACAAAGUUACAGUUUCGAGGCCCAGGUUGUUUCUCCUGAGUUCACAUUUUAUGAUAGUAGUAAGUCAUCUUUGGAUGACUUUGCUCAUGGUGAAAAACUCCUCCGGGCGAAAAUGGACCUUAACUUCAUGUAUGCAGCAAAAGAAAACGACACAUGGAUCCGGGGACUGGUAAAGGAUUUAACUGUUGAGGCUGGUUCUGGUCUUAUUAUUCUUGACCCAGUUGAUAUAUCUGGCGGAUAUACUUCCGUUAAGGAUAAAACAAAUAUUUCUUUAUUGUCAACGGAUAUAUGUGCCCACCUUUCUCUUGGUGCUGUCUCCCUUCUACUCAAUUUGCAGAAUCAGGCGACUGCUGCUUUACAUUUUGGGAGUGCUGAUCCCCUGUUGCCAUGUACUCAGUUUGAUAGAAUUUGGGUUUGUCCCAGAGAACAUGGGUGUCUUAACAACCUCACAUUCUGGAGGCCCAGAGCACCUUCGAACUAUGUUACUCUGGGAGAUUGUGUCACAUCGAGUCCCAAUCCUCCUUCACAAGCAGUUGUUGCUGUGAGCAAUAUGUAUGGGCGUGUUAGGAAGCCACUUGGCUUCAGGAUGAUAGGUUUAUUUUCUGACAUUCAAGGAUCUGAGAAGGCGCAAGAUGUUGAUGAUUGUUCUCUUUGGCUGCCCAUUGCCCCACCUGGAUAUGUCGCUAUGGGUUGUGUUGCUCAUAUAGGAACACAACCACCUCUUAAUCACAUAGUUCAUUGCAUACGUUCUGAUCUGGUAACAUCAACGAAGCUUUUGGAAUGUAUCUUCAGCACUGCUGCUAAUACUACACUCACACCAGGUUACAGUAUUUGGCGUUUGGAUAAUGCUCUUGGGUCAUUCUAUGCCUAUGCAUCUAGUAGUCAUCCUCAGAAAAGCUGUUGUUAUGAUCUGAAUAAUCUUCUUCUUUGGAGCUCAAGCUGGUACACUUCUUCAUUAAAAGUACCUACUGUUGAUCUAACAAGUGAGAGCGAGCACCUGCAUCACCAGACAAGUAAACAGAGUGCAACUUCAUCAGGAUGGGACAUCAUCAGAUCAAUUUCUAAAGCAACCUCUUGUUAUAUUUCAACCCCAAACUUUGAGCGAAUCUGGUGGGACAGGGGUAGUGAUCUUCGACCUGCAGUCUCUAUAUGGAGACCUAUAAGACGUCCUGGUUAUGCAGUACUGGGUGACACUAUUACUGAAGGCUUAGAACCACCUCCCCUGGGUAUAAUCUUCAAGGCCGACAACCCUGAACUUUCUGCAAAGGCUGUGCAAUUUACAAAAGUUGCUCAUAUUGCGGGCAAAGGACUGGAGGAAGCUUUCUUCUGGUACCCAGUUGCUCCUCCUGGUUACGCUGCUUUGGGAUGUGUAGUAACACGUAGCAGUGAAGCACCCGAUUUGGAUAACUUUUGCUGCCCAAGGAUGGAUCUUGUUAGUCAAGCUAAUGUCCUUGAGAUGCCCAUUUCAAGAUCUUCAGGCUCCAGGGCUUCUCAGUACUGGAGCAUUUGGAAAGUUGACAAUCAGGCUUGCACUUUCCUUGCUCGCUCUGAUCUGAAAAAACCUUCUAGUAGAUUGGCAUUUACUCUUGGUGAUUCAGUGAAGCCAAAGACAAGGGACAACAUAACAGCUGACAUGAAAAUCAGAUGCUUUUCUGUGACUCUAUUGGACAGCUUAUGCGGAAUGGUAACACCUCUUUUUGAUGCAACAAUCACUAAUAUUAAGCUUGCAACACAUGGGCGACUAGAGGCAAUGAAUGCUGUUCUCAUUUCUUCAAUGGCUGUGUCCACCUUCAACACGCAAUUAGAAGCGUGGGAGCCACUUGUUGAGCCUUUUGAUGGAAUAUUUAAGUUUGAGACAUAUGAGACCAAUUUACAUCCGCCUUCCAGAGUUGGUACAAGGGUGAGAGUUGCUGCAACCAGCAUUUUGAACAUAAAUCUGAGUGCGGCAAAUCUUGAUGUAUUGGGGCAAGCUGUUGAGUCAUGGAGAAAGCAGAGAGAACUCGAGAAGAAAGCAAUAAAGAUUAAGGAAGCUCGUCGUGGGGAUGCACAUCAAGAUAAUACUAGUUUUGUGGCACUUGAUGAUGAUGAUUUUCGGAUGGUGGUGGUCGAAAAUAAACUAGGGUGUGAUAUGUACCUGAAAAAAGUUGAGCAAAACUCAGAUGCAUUUGAGUUACUGCCUCCUGAUAAUUCUGUUUCUGUAUGGAUUCCACCUACAAGGUAUUCUGAUAGAUUAAAUGUUGCCAAUGAAUCAAGGGAACCUCGCCGUUAUGCUGCUGUUCAGAUAGUUGAAGCCAAGGGUCUGCCUGUCAAUGAUGACGGCAAUAGCCAUAACUUUUUCUGCGCUUUGCGCUUGGUUGUGGAGAAUCAGGAUUCAAAUCAACAAAAGCUUUUUCCUCAGAGUGCAAGGACCAAAUGUGUGAAGCCACUAAUUACUAGAAAAGAUAACGUGGAUGAAGCCACCGCUAAAUGGAGUGAACUCUUCAUAUUUGAAGUUCCUUUGAAGGGGCUGGCAAAACUGGAAGUAGAGGUGACAAACCUUUCUGCAAAGGCCGGAAAAGGUGAGGUUGUUGGUGCGUCGUCAUUUUCUGUUGGACAUGGUCCAAGUGUCUUAAAGAAGGUUGCUUCACUCAGAAUGCUACAUCAGGUGUCUGACGUUGAAAACUUUGGAUGUUAUCCUCUACGAAGAAGGGGUCAACUUAACAGUAAUGACACAAAUUCUUGCGGCUGCCUUUUUGUCUCAACGUCUUACUUUGAGAAGAAAACGGUAUUAACCUAUGAAAAUGACGAGGGAGAAAAGACUGGUGCUAGUGAUAUAGGGUUUUGGGUAGGACUUACACCUAAAGGUCCAUGGGAGAGCAUCCGCUCCUUCCUACCCAUGUCAGUGGUUACCAAAACAUUGGGAGAUGAUUAUGUGGCUUUGGAGGUUGUCACCAAAAAUGGAAAAAAGCACGUAAUUUUCCGGGCUCUUGCUACAGUUAGCAAUGAUUCAGAUAUCACAUUGGAUAUUUCAUCAUGUCAUGAGUCCAUGAUUCAUACUCAAAAUCUGUCUUCAGAAGGUAGAAAUUAUAGCAUAUUUGUUGAUGAGAUUUUUGAGAAUCAGCGGAAUCAUCCAGUUUCUGGUGGAAAUGACCCAAGGCGGUGGAGCACUAGGGAUUUUGCCUAUUCCUCAAAUGACUUUUUUGAACCUACCCUACCUUCUGGGUGGAAAUGGAUAUCGUCUUGGACUGUUGACAAAUCUCAGUUUGUUGACAUUGAUGGAUGGGCCUAUGGACCUGAUUUUCAAACCUUGAGGUGGCCACCAAACUCUCCCAAGUGUAGCACAAAGUCAGCUCACAAUAGUGUUCGUCGAAGACGUUGGACUCGUACAAGGCAGCAAGUUAAGGAGAGAGGUGCAAAUAACACAGACAAAAUUGUUACUAGUCCUGGUUCUUCGGCUAUCUUACCUUGGAGAUGCAUCUCCAAGAGCUCUAACCACUGUUUACAAGUCCGUCCAUGCCUUGGUUAUUCUCAGACUCCUUAUUCAUGGGGUUGUCCUAUUGCUGUGGGCUCUGCCUUUGCCUUGGGUAAGGACCAAACACCUAUUGAGAGCAGUACACUUUCUCGACAAAAUACUGGAAGGCAUGGAAACAAGAUACCUAUUUCUGCACUGAAACUAAACCAGCUUGAGAAAAUGGAUCUACUUUUAUGUUGUCCUGGUGGCAGUGGUAAGCAGCUUUGGCUCUGUGUUGGGACAGAUGCAUCAGUUCUUCAUACAGAGCUAAAUGCCCCCGUUUAUGAUUGGAAACUUUCAAUUAGUUCUCCCUUGAAGUUGGAGAAUCGGCUUCCUUGUGGAGCUGACUUUACGAUCUGGGAAAAAUUAAAAGAUGGCAACACUGUAGAGCGACAUCGGGGUUUUAUGGCAUCACGAGAGACUGUGCACAUAUAUUCUGCUGAUGUGCGGAAUCCUAUAUAUCUGAUGUUAUUCGUUCAAGGUGGUUGGGUUAUGGAAAAGGACCCUGUACUCAUCUUGGAUCUUACGAGUAACAAUCAUGCGUCAUCAUUUUCUAUGGUUCACCAGCAAAGGAAAAGGAGGUUGCGCGUCAGUGUUGAACGUGACAUGGGAGGAACUACUGCUGCUCCUAAAACUAUACGGUUCUUUGUUCCAUAUUGGAUUAGCAAUGACUCGUUCUUGUCUUUGGCUUAUCAAGUUGUGGAAAUUGAGCAAUUGGAAAGCUCAGAUGUAGAUUCAAUUUCUCUCUCCAGAGCAGUUAAAUCAGCUAAACUAGCACUGAAAAAUCCCCCUACUUCAGUGAGUAGACAGGUUGGUGCAAGGAAAAACAUUCAAGUACUUGAAGUUAUUGAAGAUUUGAGUCCAACUCCCAGCAUGCUUUCUCCACAACACUAUGUUGGCCGCAGUGGUGCCAUGUUGUUCUCAUCGCGUAAUGAUGCCUAUCUUUCAUCACGGGUGGGCAUUGCUGUCGCUCUUCAGAAUUCUGAGAACUUCAGUUCUGGGAUAUCUCUUCUUGAGCUGGAAAAGAAGCAACGUGUUGACGUCAAGGCCUUUGGUGUGGAUGGAUUUUAUUACAAGCUUUCGGCGGUGCUGCGCAUGACUUCAGACAGAACAAAGGUUGUGCAUUUUCAACCACAUAGCUUAUUCAUCAAUAGGGUUGGAUGUAGUGUGUGCCUGCGUCAGUGUGAUUCUCAGUCAGUAGAAUGGAUUCAUCCUACAGAUCCUCCAAAACAUUUUUCAUGGAAGUCUAGUAAAGUGGAACUCUUAAAGUUGCGGCUUGAUGGAUAUGAUUGGGGUCUACCAUUUAGUGUUGAUACUGAAGGUGUUAUGUGUAUUUGCUUGACAAAUCAGACCACUCGUAAACUAAUGCAUCUCAAGGUUGAAGUGAGAAGCGGAACAAAAAGUUCACGCUUUGAAGUUAUAAUUCGACCAAAUUCCUUCACCAGUCCUUACAGGGUCGAAAACCGUUCAUUGUUUUUUCCUAUACGUUUCCGGCAAGUUGAUGGUGCUAAUGAGUCAUGGAAAUUUCUUCCUCCCAAUGCUUCAGCAUCCUUUUCCUGGGAAGAUCUUGGUCGACGACGAUUGUUGGAAGUCAUGAUUGAUGGAUCUGAUCCUGCAGCAUCACUGACUUAUAAUAUUGAUGAGAUAUUUGAUCAUCAGCCCAUCCAUGUCUCUGGAGGACCUAGGAAAGCUUUACAUGUCAUUAUCCAAAAAGAAGAGAAAGUUAAUGUAGUCAAAAUCAGUGAUUGGAUGCCUGAAAAUGCAACCUGCACUGUUUUGAAUAGAAGUCCUUCUUUACUACCCUCUUCUGGAACUAGUUCUGUGUCACAGCAAACACUUUCUAACUCAGAGAGUGAAUUCCAUGUCAUUGUUGAGGUCGCGGAGCUUGGAUUAUCAUUUAUUGAUCAUACACCAGAAGAGAUAUUAUAUAUGUCAGUGCAGAGUCUUGUGCUCUCAUAUUCAACAGGAUUAGGGUUUGGAGUCAGCCGGUUAAAAGUAAGAAUGAGGGGUAUUCAAGUGGACAAUCAAUUGCCUUUAACUCCAACCCCAGUUCUCUUCCGACCACAGAGAGUUGGACAAGAGAACGAUUAUGUCUUGAAAUUUUCACUGACGCAGCAAUCUAAUGGAUCAUUAGAUCUAUGUGCAUAUCCAUACAUAGGUUUCCAAGGACCUGAAAAUUCUGCAUUUUUAAUUAAGAUUCAUGAACCAAUAAUUUGGCGACUUCAUGGGAUGAUGCAGCAAACCAAUCUUAGUCGAUUGUACGAUACAGAAACUACUUCAGUGUCUGUUGAUCCCAUAAUACAGAUUGGUGUUCUCAACAUAUCCGAAGUUCGCCUGAAGGUUUCUAUGAUCAUGUCCCCAACACAACGGCCAGUGGGCGUUCUUGGGUUUUGGGCUAGUCUGAUGACUGCACUUGGAAACACUGAAAAUAUGACUGUGCGGAUAAACCAAAGAUUUCUGGAAAAUAUAUGCAUGAGGCAUAGUGUUAUGAUUGGUAGUGCUAUUGCGAACAUCAGGAAGGAUCUUCUUAGCCAACCUCUCCAACUACUGUCUGGCCUUGAUAUAUUAGGCAAUGCCAGUAGCGCACUUGGACACAUGAGUAAAGGUGUUGCUGCAUUGUCAAUGGAUAAGAAAUUUAUUCAAAGUCGACAGAAACAGGAAAGCAAAGGUGUGGAGGACUUUGGUGAUGUUAUUAGAGAAGGUGGAGGAGCAUUUGCAAAGGGUCUCUUCCGAGGUGUCACUGGAAUUUUAACGAAACCUUUGGAAGGUGCCAAAGCUUCAGGAGUUGAGGGUUUCGUACAGGGUGUGGGAAAAGGGUUAAUUGGUGCUGCUGCUCAGCCUGUUAGUGGUGUUUUGGAUCUUUUGUCAAAAACAACUGAAGGUGCCAAUGCUAUGAGAAUGAAAAUAGCAUCCGCUAUUGCUUCUGAAGAUCAACUCCUUCGAAGGAGGCUGCCUCGAGUGAUAAGUGGUGAUAAUCUUGUUCGACCCUAUGAUGAGUUUAAAUCACAAGGACAGGCAAUCUUGCAACUUGCAGAAUCUGGAUCAUUUUUUGGUCAGGUUGACCUUUUCAGAGUACGUGCAAAGUUUGCCUUGACGGAUGCCUAUGAAGACCAUUUCAUGCUGCCCAAAGGAAGAAUAAUUCUUGUUACUCACCGGAGGGUUAUUCUGUUGCAACAACCUUCCAAUCUUAUUAAGAAGUUCAAUCCGGCUAGAGAUCCAUGUUCAGUUUUAUGGGAUGUCCCCUUGGAUGACCUGGCGACAAUGGAAUUGACUCAUGGAAAGAAAGAUCUUCCAAAUGGUCUCCCUUCACGGCUUAUAAUGUAUAUGCAAAGUCGAUCUCUGGAGGCAAAGGACCAAGUUCGUGUCGUAAAGUGUCAUCAUGAAUCUAAUCAAGCAUUUGAAGUUUAUUCUUCUAUCGAGCAAGCGAGGAGUGUUUAUGGACCAAGUCAUUCAAAGGCAUUGGUUAAAACAAAAGCGAUUAGACCAUAUUCUCCUUUUGCUGAUGCGGCUAGCGGUGAAGGAAUUUACACCUGGUCUCCUCAACAGAUACCUGCUUCGACUUUUGGAACCAGUGAGCAGUGAAGGAGUACACAAUGAUGGUAGCAAAAAUGAAGGAUGUUAUCACCAACUAAUAUCAUUUCAAGAAAGCUAUCAUUUUCCAUGGCUAAAAUAGCAGAAUCCUCGCAAGGUACAAGCGGCAACAAUCAGGACUAGUCAUCAUUGUCAAAGUGUAGAAAUGCAUGUAUAUAUGAUAUAUAUCUGUGUGUCAGCCUAUCAGUAGGUGUGCUAGAAGUUUUAGGAGCAGAUAGUACCCCGGAAACAUGUACAGCUUUUCUCGUCCCUUUUAAACCUAUACUUAUACUAUAAGUAGGUGGUGGCCUGAAAUCUCAUAAGCCGGAAAAAAAAACAUGCGACUAAGCUUCACCAUCUCCAUUGCUUAGUAAUUGUAUGCCUCCAGUAACCCGAAUAUUUCCUUAGAUAUACGUAGUCUAUGUAUCAAGUCAGAACUGAAAUGCUCAAUAAGGGAAAUUAUUAUAGCAAUUCCCUUCUUGUUGACGUAUUUCUCAGCAGUUGUAAGUGAAUUUCAUUUCAAGUGGAUUGUUUGUUA
Lycium barbarum (goji berry) is the source of this 13363-nucleotide messenger RNA. RefSeq lists its product as uncharacterized. The transcript is spliced from 63 exons. The coding region runs from base 244 to 12837 and encodes 4197 amino acids. The record is from RefSeq and is a predicted model, not a curated record. Lineage: Eukaryota; Viridiplantae; Streptophyta; Magnoliopsida; Solanales; Solanaceae. Gene Ontology annotation, cellular component: membrane.